AUGACCUCCGACAAUGACAUGGCCAAGACUCUGCGAGACUCGUUGGGGCGUCUUGAUGUGCAGCGCAAGUCAUUGGAAAUGGAAGCAGAGGCCAUUGUCUCGGAGCUGACAGCCAAACCUGAAAAUGGGGGAGAACCCAUGGGGAUUGAUACGCCACUGGUCGAUCGAGAAGGAUAUCCGCGAGGAGAUAUUGACGUUUAUCGAGCCAGAGAUCUGCGCAAUCGAUUGGCCAUUAUCCGAACGGAUAACAAAAGUCUCAUGAAACAAAUUGAAGGACUCUUAGUACAACUGGCAGCCGUCAAGAACCCCGGCAAGAAGGAAGAAGAAACCAAAGAAGAGGCAUCCCGUGCUGCUCCCAAACCAAAACCAAAAUACGAUCCAAAAACAGGCAAAUGGGUAGUCAAAAACUGGGAUGGCACUGUUGCAGGGGUAGAAGAUGGUGAGAAGAGAACCUUUGACAAUCUACAGGGCAACACUGACGACAUCCUCACCAACGCCGCAAGUACUGGUCAGACCCCGUCACUUGCGGCAACGCGGCCACCCUUUGCCAAGAUUGACCAAGUAGCACCGCUGUCUCCGGCCGCGGAAGCAGGGUUGAAAGAAGGCGAUCUCGUUGUCGAAUUUGGAUCCAUCCAUCAUGACAAUCAUGAGAAUCUGAGGGCGCUCAUGCCAGUUGUCGCAGUGGCCGCGGAUGCACAACGGGCCAUUUCCAUUUCCUUGCUUCGUCGGCCUACAUUUGCCGAUCCUCAAACCAUGCUUCGUGUGGAAUUGACGCCCAAACCCUGGCCUGGUAGAGGGCUCAUUGGUUGUCACAUUGUACCCUACUCUUAG
Seminavis robusta is the source of this 831-nucleotide messenger RNA. The record is from the annotation of a GenBank genome assembly. NCBI's taxonomy places the organism in Eukaryota, Bacillariophyta, Bacillariophyceae, Naviculales, Naviculaceae.